Messenger RNA from Penicillium verhagenii, 1818 nucleotides. It is a transcript of the gene erf2, whose product is annotated as palmitoyltransferase ERF2. Lineage: Eukaryota; Fungi; Ascomycota; Eurotiomycetes; Eurotiales; Aspergillaceae. Gene Ontology annotation, biological process: protein targeting to membrane; peptidyl-L-cysteine S-palmitoylation. Gene Ontology annotation, molecular function: protein-cysteine S-palmitoyltransferase activity. The coding region runs from base 1 to 1818 and encodes 605 amino acids. The transcript has a single exon. The record is from RefSeq and is a predicted model, not a curated record. Gene Ontology annotation, cellular component: Golgi apparatus; endoplasmic reticulum.
AUGGCAAACUACGCCGACCGCUCCGAAACUGGCGAUAUGAAUCAACUACCAACCCAGCAACAUGCUUUGGGCAUUCCACGGCCUCCAUCAGUGGGAGGCAUCUCCUCCAGGGUUACGGAUAUGGCCUCCGAGGAUGGGGAGAACUCGCAAUCAUAUACAUCACCACCACCCCCGCCUCUUCAGCAACAGCGUAAUUCAGCCUCUCGACGUGGUCCACCCCCCACCAGAAACUCAGUGACAAGCAGACCAGGAAGCUCUGGCAGCCGGCUGAGUAGGACACAUAUCCCUUCCUUGACUGCCUCAGCAUUCUUUCGUCCAAUGAGUUCUCAACGACUACAAGCGCACCGAAGUACUCGACCAAUGACCAAGGGAACAGUAUCGUCGACCGACGAGUGGGGAGACCACACGAGCCAAAACAGACGAAGCUUGAUCUCGAACAGCACAUAUCAACAGGGAUCGCUCCCUCCAGUGGAUAUGGAGCCCCCGCCAUCACGUGGUACCGAAUUCACAGAUCCUAUCAUUCCUGAUCGCAAUACUUCAAACGCCAGCCCCAUAGGAAAUACAACAAUCCGAAGCCUAGGGGAGAGUGUGCGGCUUUUACGGGAUCGAGACCAGAACGGCAAAAAGCGUCCCGAAAAUUUGAAUCUGAAUGUGAACUACAGCGUGCACAACCCGCAUGAUGGGCCUCCAAAAUCACCAUUAUCAUUCUUACAGAACAAGGCGGCUGCUCAAAAUCCACAUGAUCCCCGGGGCCAUUCCAGGCUUUCCUCUGCUGGCUCUUCUCCGGGAGCUACAGAUAUAAAGAAGCAACAAUUCCCGAAGAGUAAUAUGGGCAAGAACUGGGAGUAUUUUGUUGGCAACACUUUUUUCUGUGGUGGAGGUCGAUUCCAGAACUCGAGAGAUAAACCGAUCAACAUUCUCACAGGAAUUCUGGUGGUCGUUCCAUCAGCCCUGUUCUUUGGAUUCUCAGCUCCUUGGUUAUGGCACAAUAUCUCCCCUGCCAUUCCCAUCGUUUUCGCAUACGUUUUUUACAUCUGCUUUUCGUCCUUUGUACAUGCAUCUGUUGUUGACCCUGGCAUCAUGCCUCGAAAUGCCCACCCUAUGCCUGCAACAAACCCUGCUAAUGACCCAUUGUCACUUGGACCACCAACAAAUGACUGGGUUAUGGUGAAGCUCGCUACCUCUGAGUCUGCAGCUAUGGAUGUUCCCGUCAAAUACUGCAAGACAUGCAGUAUCUGGCGGCCGCCUCGCUGCUAUCACUGCCGUGUGUGUGACAACUGUGUGGAGACACUCGAUCACCACUGUGUUUGGCUAAACAAUUGUGUUGGGCGCCGCAACUACCGUUAUUUCUUCGCUUUCGUCAGCUGGGGUACCUUAUUGGGGUUGUUCCUACUCGGUGCUAGCCUGGCACACAUUUUGGUUUACAUGUCGCGUGAGAAUAUUUCUUUCGGUGCUUCCAUUUCGAAAUGGCGAGUGCCAUUCGCAAUGUUUAUCUAUGGUGCUGUUGCCACCCCCUAUCCAUUAUCGCUUUGGAUUUAUCACUUGUUCCUGACCGGUCGGGGUGAAACUACCCGAGAGUAUCUCAACUCCCACAAGUUUGCUAAGGCCGAUCGCCACCGGCCAUUCACUCAGGGAAAUGUUUUGACGAACUGGAUCUCGAUCCUAGGACGGCCUCGUCCUCCUACCUACAUGCAAUUCAAGCAGCCAUACGAAGAGGGCGACCAGCGUUAUGCUAUGCAAAAGCGCAAGUAUCUCGUUCACCGUGACGUCGAGUCUCAGGCGGGGAUUGAGAUGCAAGAGGUUGGUCCCCAUCAAUAG